Messenger RNA from Thalassophryne amazonica, 3397 nucleotides. RefSeq names its product tumor necrosis factor alpha-induced protein 2-like. The transcript is spliced from 12 exons. Gene Ontology annotation, cellular component: exocyst. Gene Ontology annotation, biological process: exocyst localization; exocytosis. NCBI's taxonomy places the organism in Eukaryota, Metazoa, Chordata, Actinopteri, Batrachoidiformes, Batrachoididae. Gene Ontology annotation, molecular function: SNARE binding. Bases 794 to 2797 code for a protein of 667 amino acids. The record is from RefSeq and is a predicted model, not a curated record.
ACUCAAUGAAUCAGUCAAUCAUAAACAAUAUUUUACUUAUUCAAUAUAUUAUAUUUAUUUAUUUAUGCAUGGAUCUAAGUGGUGGAGUGUAUGUCAUGUGGCAUAGAUUAUUUGUCCCAUUGUGUUGAAAAAUAGUCCAUUGUAUGAGUGACGUCAUUUACUGUGCAUUUUGGUUCCAUGGAUUUCACUCCAUUGAACGAUUCCACUACCUUUUCACAAAACUGCUUCGAUGACAAGAGGAAGAUAAAUCCAGCAAGCCAAAUGCUGAUGAGAAGCUUGUACAGUGAUCCUGGGGACAUCUCUAGGCCUUGUAGAAGUCCUGUCAGAUAAAGAAUUGGACAAGUUCCUACUGUUAUUUUUCACUGGAUUCACAGGAAAUGUGUGUUUCCACACACACUCCAUUUUGCACCUCAAUACCUCACUGAGCUCAGCAGUAUGUUGGUGGCUCACCUGACUGGCAGAAUGAAGUGCUGCUCUGUGAAGCCACUGUGGAUGUCACAUGCUGUCUUUCAUCUCAUGCAAAUAUUCUCACCAUUGCAUUCAUGAACUUUCAUUAUCUGCAUCAGCGUGCAGAGCAUGCAGGGCAUUUUUCUACACGCCUUUCAUUGGUUUUAAAAUUUUACUUCCUGUUUUUUUUACUGGUGUACUGUCACCGGACUUGCAGGUGCAGGCAGUGCAUGAAUGCAAAGCACUGACUUGAAGAAUAUCCUGAUAUAUAAAAACCUCAUCAGAACAUCUGUUUGCGCUACAUUAGCUGCACAGCAGAGUGAUCUCUGCACACCUUACUUCAACGAUGUCUCUGAUUCUUCGUUGUCUGCCCUGCAGAAAAGCCUGGACAGUGAUGCCUUUGCAGAAAGGCUCCCCAGAUACGGAUGGCUGGAGGAUGAAUUUUCUCACCCGUGGACGAGGUAGACCUGAUAGGGGUAGACUGUUUCCAAAUUUUCACAGAGGCAACAGAGGUCAGCCCAGUGUGAACACCACUGAAAGGACUGAUGGGGCCUGUCCACCUACGUGUGAUCCACCAAAACAAGAUGAGCCUCAAAAAGAGAUGCUAACUUUUGAGCAAAAUCUGGAGAGACUCCAGUUGUCCGAGGCCAGCCAACAGCUCAUUGAGAGAGAGGAGCGUCUGUUUGGGGAGAUGAUGGAGACAAAUGCACUUAUCCAUCAGGAGGAAGAUGUAAAUAAGCUUAUUACAGACCGCAGAGCUCUGGAAGAUCUGGUCAACUCUACUCUGAGAACCUCUCUGAGCCAGGCAGAGGUCAACGAGAAUGUGCUAACGUCUGCUGUGAAAGCCAUCUCUCAGGAGGAGAUGCAGGACUGGGUGUGGAGCCAGAGGAGUCCCCAGACAUCACCGGCCUGGAGGCCAAGCGGUUGGAAGAACCUCCAUGAUUCAGUUAUUCAAAGCUUGGUGGAGGAGCGUAUGAUGAACCCUGCAAAUCCCACAAUGAACCACGAUUCAUCGUCUGUCCAGUUGGACAUCUGCAGCAUGGGGAAGCAGCUGAAGGAGGACCUGCUGUGGGUGGUAGAAGUGGUGAAGAAAUGCUACCCACCGGAAGAGAACAUCUGUCAAAUGUAUGCCAAACUCUACCACCAAACCUUUGCUGCCAGACUCAGAACGAUUGCAGAGUUUGUCCUGAACGACAGGGACGGCACUUACAUCCUGCUUUGGAUAAACGACUUCUACCCAAGCACCUUUUGCAACCCGAAGUUGGGUGAAAUCGACAUUGAGUCACUUGAAAAUCUGUUGCCAGACUCGUUGUUGGCCCCUCUGGAAGAACAGUUUCUGAACAAGCAGCAGCAUGAGCUGACAGAGUACACCAAGCAAGUGCUGGAGCAAGCGGAGCAAGACUGGACGGCAAGAACAGAGCCAAAGAAGGAGGAUGGUUGCUUUGUCAGUCACGUGGCCUGUGACAUCAUUGAGCUGAUCCACAGUGCUGUGAAGGAGGCGACACACGUACUCGGGAGCCAAAACAAGGUCCAGAGCAUGAUGUGUGUACUGACAGAGGUACUGCAAAGCUUUUCCACCUUCCUGCAUGAUGUUAUGAAGCAAAACAAAGUGCACAGCAAGUCCAUCAUCAAGGCAAAUCUCAGAUGUGUGGAACAGUUCAGGGACUUUAUUGUUAGGAAAAGUGAUCUUUUUCCUGACAGCGUGAGAAAAAGCUCUUUGACCGUCCUGACCGAAAUGAAACAGUCUGUCUACAUAUAUUUGUUAGGCCCCGUGCACAAGAACCUGAAGCCACAUUACAGAAAGAUUGGAACACAGGACUGGCUGAAGAGGCCGGAGCUCAACAACCUUCUGGAGAGCAUUGAAGAUCAGAUGAUGGCUCUUGAGGGCUUGGCUGAAUCCUGUCAUCAGGAGCUGAUUGGCCAGCUGCAGCAGGAAGUGACGGUGGAGUACGUCAGGAUGCUCCUGAAAGGAAAAGUCCAGCUACAGGACAGAGAGAAGCAGCUUCGUGCUUACACUGUGAUUAAGGACAACAGCGAGAGCCUGAACAACCUUUUCACCAGCAUGGGAUCAAAAGAAGACUGGCUGAAAGAUGUCCUGACUGAGAUUGCAGAAGUCCUAAAACUCCAAGACAUCGCCGCUAUACAGAUGCAAGUUGUUUCAUUGGGAAACACUUUUCCUGACCUCAGUGAAAGACAUGUUUCUGCUUUGCUAAAGCUGAAGAGCAACAUCUCCACGCCAGACAGGAGGAAGGUCAAAGAAACUCUUUUGGACACUUUGAGUCAAACCUGCGUCACAGACGCUCGACCUUUUUUCUCCAAAGUUAAAGUCAAAGGAGCCCUAUUCAAGUGACAGGUUCAACCACCAGGAUCAUCCACCUGUCCAGGAUUUACACGUUGUGUACUUUAUUUCAAUUCCAUGAUGCAUUGUGGGUACUGAUUCACACAGCAAGCAGACUGAUAUUGGUUGUGUAAAACAGCUGAGCUGGAAAGAAUUUUGUCUCCAACCAGUUACAAAGUGAUGAAAAGAACAUUUGAAUUCCUUCAAAAAUGUAUAAGCUACUGGAGCUGCAGAGAAAACUCUGUGUGUGUGUGUGUGUGUGUGUGUGUGUGUGUGUGUGUGUGUGUGUGUGUGUGUGUGUGUGUGUGUGUGUGUGUGUGUGUGUGUGUGUGUGUGUGUGUGUGUGUGUGUGUGUGCGUGCGUGUGUGUGUGUGUGUGUGUGAUUCUGUAAUUUAUGUAUUUUUAUUGUAUUUUUUUUAUCACACCAUUGUUUUUAUUAUUUUAAUCUAUACGAGUAUUUUGCUACGUGUACUUGGCGCUAUUAAACAUUUUACGCCUGAACUUUCUGAAACUUCUUUCUGAUUCCACAUGAUUACAUAAUCAUUUAGAAAUUUUACAGUUAAUCGUAAUCAUUUGUAUUACAUUCAGGUUUUUAAUGGUUUUAGAGCUUGU